GUUUAUUCUUUAAUUAAUUUUGCUCACAGUUCACGUGUUUUACUUAUUCAAAUGAAUCGAUGAAUAAAAUGGUUGGUUAAUGCAUAAUGAGGUGUUCGGAGACCGAUAUCCUCCAGAUGUAUGCUGCAGCUAUUGUAUAACUUAAUGUAAACGCAAGCUUGCAAUCAAUGAUGUUAAUGGGUAAGUUACGCUUACGCUAAUGCACUUGCUUCGGUGUAGGUGUUGUGACAAGUGUUUGCGUGUCGGAACUCAAACAAACAUAUGUAUAUUUAAGACAGCCAUUGUUUGAAUAACCCUCAUACGCUUGUGGAUCAUGAGACUGCUCAUAACAGUGGUCUGCUGUCUGAUCGCAAUCCAUGGCACCUCCUCUGUACCUGGCUUCAGGAGGAAGCAGGCCAAACAGUUCUUCUUGGCGCAGGCCCUUGGUCAAGGUGUCCAGCUGAAAAAAAAUGAAGUAGCUAACGAUGGUGACGGACUAUUUACUGAAAAUGAGUCAAAGGCACAAUCUGCAGUAAUUGACGUUAACAUUCACAAUAUCAAUGGAAAAAUUGAUGACAGUUUAAAUAAUGACCAAAGUACAAAUCAAUUUCAAUCAAGAAGCAAACGAGAGGUCGGAAAACAAAAUAAAGCAGUUAAAACAUACAGGUAUGAAUCACAGCCAAGCAGAUCCAGAUUCUCAUACAUUCAAAAGAUCCAAAAAUUAUUUGAACCCAAGCAAGGGCCAACACACGAAAUCCUAACUAAGCAUAAAACUUUAGUAGUAGAAAACCAAACAGAUCACGAAGAACACCAUUCUGAAGAAAUUCACGAACACCAUACCACAACUACGUCACAAUUAAAGGUUUCUAAGAAGAAGAGAAAAUCAAAACGAAAACUGGGUUCACAAGGAACAACAGAUAGCGAGGAAGAUUACGAAGAUGAAGAAAAUACCGAGGAAGAGGUCGCAGAAACCGAUAGUCAAGCCACAAAGGAUGCAUCUUCCAACGCACUAAAAGCGGAAAACAAAACAAAAAGCAACAAAUUAAAAAGCACAAAAAUUGUACAGCCGAAUGUUGUGGCAAUAAAAAACGAAACUCAAAACUCUUUGGUAGAAAACCAGGGCCGGACUGUUAUGGUCUUAAAAAAAGAAGUUAAUACUUCAGAAAAAGCAAGUAAAUUAAAGGAUACGCUUUCUGCUGGAAUAAAUAAAGUUAAAUCCCGAAAAUUACCUGGGAUUUCACGGACUAGCGGUAUAGAUACCACUAAAGAGUCUCCACCCUCCGCAGCUUUUCCAACAGUAAUAAAUGUCCUCAAAUCUAUUCCACAAAAUAAUAAUCAGCCUGAUAUCUCAACAAUGCCUAUGGAAAAGAAUGGAAAAAUAUCAGAGAAUGUACCAUCUGGAGGAACAAAUCUUAAGUCAUUUAUAAAAAAUGCGCUAGGACUACGAGGAAAUAACUCUCCAAUACGAACUCCUAUUCAACUAGAAAACCCUUCAAUUCAUUUUAAAAAUUCUUUAUCUACAAGAAAUAUUUCAAAAAUAAUAAAUAAUAUCUUUAAUAAUGAAGGCACUAGCAAUAAUAACAAAACUAAUAACAGAGGAUCCUUUUUCAAUGUUUUUAAUUCACCAAAAACGUCAAUUACUUCCGUAAAGGAAGAAGCAACAAAACCACCAAGAGCCAAAGUGACUAGGUUCAGAAUUCCGAAAAAUAAGUCUAUUUUACCAUCGAUGGGAUUUUUCCAUAACACUGAUCUCAUUAAAUCAGAAGAGGAGAACACAGAAAUAAAGCAUAACAUUGAAAUCGCUAACAGUGAAAACGUUUUUAAAGCUCCUAAAGUAUUUGAGAGUCUGUCUUCAAUUCCAAACAUACCAAAUGUUUCAGUAAAUGUUCCCACUGAACAAAAAUCAAUAACAACAACAGUAAAUAAGCCAAGUCAUGCACUAUCACAACCAUCUCAGUCAGUGAUGAGAGAACCUAAACAAGCAGAAAAUGUCACUACAGGUCCAGAAGAUCCAAGGAAAAAAACAGCUCUUCCAAGAUCACCUCGGAUAAUCUCGAAUGUGCCAGAUCUUCUUCCUUCGCAACCAUCAUUGACAGGAGGAAAUCUUCCUUCAGUGUCAAUCCUUCCUAAAAUGUCUGCAAAUGUUUCACCCUCACAACCAUCCAAGACAAGAAUCCCUAAAUUAAGGACACCAAAGAGUCAGAAAAUCACAACAUCGAAAGAAACAUUAUUUGAUACAGAUGUCAUUGAUGAAGAAGAGGAAAAUACAGAAAUAAACCAUAAUAUUGAAAUCGACAACAGCGGCACCGUUAUCAAUGUACCAAAGAUAAAAGGAAAUCUACCAUCGGUUCCAAGGCUACCUAAUGUAUCUGUAAAUAUCCCAACUGUUCCAAAAUCAACAAAGACAAUUCUAAAUUCGCCAAGUAUUCCAUCAUUACAACAAUCUAACACUAGAAUUCCUAGAUUUAGGAGGCCAAAGAGUAAAAUCACGAUAUCAAAAAAAAUAUAUGAUGCAGAUGUUAUUAAUUCAGAAGAGAAUAAUACAGAAGUAGACCACAAUACUGAAAUCGUUAACAGCCCUACUGUUAUUAAUGAUCCAAAGAUAAAAGGAAAUCUACCAUUGGUCCCAAAUAUACCUAAUUUAUCUGCAAAUAUCCCAACUGUUCCAAAAUUAACAACGACAAUUCUAAAUUUGCCAAGUAUUUCAUCUUCACAACAGUCUAACAUUAGAGUUCCUAAAAUUAGGAGACCAAAGAGUAAAAUCACAAUAUCAAAGAAAAUAUAUGAUGCAGAUGUCAUUAAUUCAGAAGAGGGUAAUAUGGAAAUAAACCAGAAUGUUGAAACCGUUAACAGCGGUACCGUUGUUAAUGUUCCAAAAAUAAAUGGAAAUCUCCCAUCGGUUCCAAAAGUACCUAAUAUAUCUGCAAAUAUCCCAACUGUUCAAAAAUCAAUUCCUUCCGUACAACAAUUUAACCCUAGAUUUACUAAAUUUAGGAGACCAAAGAGUAAGACAAUCACGAUAUCUAAGAAAAUAUAUGGUACAGAUGUCGUUGAUUCAGAAGGGGAUAAUAUAGAAACAAACGAGAAUGUUGAAAUCGAUAACAGGGGCACUUUUAUUAAUGCACCAAAGGUAAAAGAAAAUCUAUCGUCAGUUCCAAGAAUACCUAAUGUAUUUGCCAAUAUCCCAAAUAUUUCAAAAUCAACAACGACAAUUUUAAAUUCGCCUAGUAUUCCAUCCUCACAACAAUCUAACAUUAGAAUUCCUAAAUUUAGGAGACCAAAGAGUAAAACAAUCACAUCAAAGGAUAUAUUAUAUGAUACAGAUAACAUUGAAUCAGAAGAAGAAAAUAUAGAUACAAACCAUAAUAUUGAAAUUGACAACAAUGAAACCAUAAUUAAGGUUCCUAAGCUACUGGGGAAUCUUUCUUCAAUUCCAAAUGUACUUAACGGACCUGGAAAUGUUCCUACUGUUCCAAAAUCAACAACAGCAAUCCAAAAUUCCACAAACGUCUCAUCUUCACAACCAACUGUGCCAAGAGUCCCCAAAUUUAGGAGACCAAAGAGUAAGACAAUUACGACAUCAAAGGAAGUAUUAUAUGAUAUAGAUGAAGUUAACUCUAAUGAGGAAAAUACAGAAAUAAACAAUAAUAAUCAAAUCAAUAAAAAUAACCCCAUUUCUAAGGUAGCCAAGGCACUGAAGAAUCUCCCUUCAGUUCCAAUCGUGCCCGAUAUAUCAAGAAAUGAGCCUAGCAUUUUAAAAUCAACAAUAGCAACAGCAAAUCGGCCAGGUGUUGCUCCUUUACAAUCAUCGGUGAUCAGAGAACCUGACGUAGUAGAAGACAGUACUACUAGUCAAAAGGCAGUGGGAAAGAAUUCAGCUGUUCCCAGAUCACCUCGAUUAAUCGCAGACCAGCCAGAUCCAGAGAACCAGAUGCAACCAUCAUUGACAAGUGCUCCCAAAUUUAGAAGGCCUAAAACUAAGGCUAGUACAACAUUAACAGAAAUCGUCAGUGAUAAUAAUGACCUCAGUACAGAAUUAUACAGUUCAGAAAACGAAGAGAGUAUUGUAACCAAUGUUCAUAAACCAAAAGUAAUAGGAAAUAUCCCUUAUGCUCCACGAUUACCACAAAUCGCUGUUUCAUCAGUUCCAUUAGUGCCACGUGACUCAAAACUUGGAAGACCAAAAAAUAAAGAAGUUCCUGCAUCAACAGUAGAAUCCAAUGAUACAGAUGGUAUUAAUGUAAAAAAUGCUAACACAGAGACAAACAAUAAUGAUGGAAUAGAUAAUAAUGAAACCCACAAUACCGUAGGAGACAAUUUUUCUACAAUAAGAAAUAUACCUAAAAUAUCAAAAUAUAUUCCGAAUUUUUUUAAAUCACUAACAAGCUUUGGCAAUAGGCCAAAACCAGUUACUUCACAACAAUCAGCGAUAACACCCAAAAUUAGACCUAUUUCAACAUCAAUGGAUAUUGACGAUCACAGUUCCAUAAGAUAUAAUCCAGAAGUUAACGAUGAUUCCAAUAAAUAUCAAAAUCGACCAAUAGGAAAUCUUCCUUCCGUUCUAAAGGAGCCUUCAUCAGCAAAUAAUCUUCCAGGGGUUCCAAGGUCACCAACAACAUCUAAAGACCAACCAAUUAAUGCCCAAUCACAUCCAAUAUUGGGAAAAAUCUCUAAGCUCCAGAGAACCAAAACCUCCCCAUCUUCAACGGAUGUUAUCAAUGAUAAAAGCGAAGAAAUGGACAAUGUUGAAAGUAUAGAUCAAGAAGCUGACAAUGUUCCUAAAACUUUUUUCAAUUUACCUAAGUUAGCAGCCAAUUUUCCUUAUGUUCCGAAGUUAUCUGCAAUAACAGAUAAUCUUCCAGGUAUUCCAAGAUCACCAAGAAUACCUGAAAAUGAACCUGUCAAUACUCCACAGACAUCACAGAUUAGAAUUCCUGAACUUAAGGGACCCAAAACUAAGCCUGUUCCAACAUCAAAGGCAGGGUUAAAUGACAUAAACGAUCGUAAUUCAGAUAAAGAUAAUAAAAAAAUUAACGAUGAAAAUGAAUUAGACAAUAAUACAGACACAGAUUUUAUGGUUACAAAGAUACUGAAUAAUCUACCUACGAUUCCAAACUUGACUAAAGCAUCUAAAAAUCUUUUAACUAUUCCAGAAUCACAAAUAAUAUUCGAAAAAGGACCGGAUUCUAAAAGAUAUAGUCCAGAAAGUAACAGUAAUAUCAAUGCAUUUACCAAUCAACCGAAGAGAAUAGGUUAUCAGCAGUCCAUUCCAAAGUUACCUGCAGUAUCUGACAUUCUUCCAGCUAUUAGGUCAUUUGGAAAUUGGCCAUUUUUCACUCCUUCUCAAACAUUGGUGACGGAAAUUCCAAAGCCUCAGAAACCCAAAAAUAAAGGAGUUCCAACAUCAACUAAUUCGGAAAAAUAUAAUCCAGAAAUUAAUGAAAAUUCCGAUACAGUGUUCAAUCAACUUAAGAUAUCAGAUAAUCAGCUUUCUAUUCCAAAAAUGAGUAAAGAAACCAGUUAUCUGCCAGAUGGUACAACGGCAUUUGGAAAUAAGCCAAUUAUGAGUUCUUCUCAAACAUCACCAAUAAAGGUUCCAAAAUAUGGAAAACCAAAACCUAAGACUGUACCAAUAUCAAUGGUGGAAUCGAUUGACACAGGUGUGACUGAUUUUGAAGAUAAUAUCACUGAAAUUAACGAUGAAACAGAUAAUAAUUCACAGACAGAUUUUAACGUUCUUAAAGUACAAAAUAAUCUUCCUACUAAUCAAAACAUACCUAAAGUAUCUGAAAAUCUUCCGGCUAUCCCUAGGUCACCCAGGACACAUGAAAAUGAGCACGUUAAUGCUCCUUCAAAACCAUUUGUGACGGAAUUCACUAAGUCACAGAAACCUAAGGCUGUUCCCAAGUCAGUGAAUUCGGAGAAAAAUAGUCCAGAAGCUAAUGAUAAUACAAACACUGCAACAGAUAUUAUAGCUAAUCAUCCUUCCAAUGCAGAUGUUCCUCAAAAUCUUCCAGCUGUAUCUAAAUCACCAACGAUAUUCGGAAAUUGGCCGUCCUUCGCACCUUCUCAGACAUCUCCGGCUACAGCUCCUAAACUUAAUAGGCCAAAUAGUGAGUUAGUCCCAUCAUCCCCUGGGAGCUUGCCUAAUAAUGACGAUCAACCUGGCCCCGAAGUUCAUGAUAGUCCUGAAAGAUUUUACAACCCACCGAAAAGAGGAGCAAAUCUUUCUACUCCAAAGCUACCUAUUACUGCCUACAAUCUUCCAACUAAAACUAAAUCACCAUCGAUAUUUGGAAAUUGGCCAUUUUUUGCUCCUUCUCAGACAUCUCCGACUAGAGCUCCUAAACUUGGAAGUCCAAAAAGCAAAAUUGUGUCAUCAACUAUCAUUGGUAAUAAUAGUGUGGAACCGAAUUCGAAAAGUGAUAGUCCAGAUAUAAAUGAUGAAACUCAAAACAUAUCCACUCUUCCAAAAUCAGAUGUAACUUCAGCAAUUCCAAGAUCACCAUCGACAUCAGGAUAUCGACCAAUAACAAACCUCUUACAACCAACAAAUAAGGUUCCUAAACUUAUAAGACCAAACAGUAAGUUUGUACCAUCAUUCCCGGAAAGCUUCCCUAAUAAAGAUAAUCACUAUGAGGAUCAAUAUGGUCCCGAAGAUCAUGAUAGUAGUGAACCAUUCAACAACCUACCAAUGAGAGGAACAGAUACCCCUUCUAUUCCAAAGCUAUCUAAAGUUGCCGAUAGUCGUCCAACUGUGUCUAAAUCACCAAAGAUAUUUGGAAAUUGGCCAUUCUUCACUCCUUCUCAGACAUCCCCAAUUAGAGCACCCAAGCUUAGGAAACCAAACAGUAAGUUAGUUCCAUCAUUCCCUGAUAGCUUGUCCGACAAUGAUGAUCAAGAUGUUCCCGAAGGUCACGACAGUACUGAGCCAUUUAACAAUCUACCGAAGAGAGGAGCAAAUACCCCUUCUGUUUCAAAGGUUCCUCAAGUAGCGGAUAGUCGUCCAACUAUGACUAAAUCACCAACGAUAUUCGGAAAUUGGCCGUUCUUCGCUCCUUCUCAGACAUCGCCAAUUAGAGUACCUAAACUUAAGAAACCUAAAAGUGAGUUAGUUCCAUCAUCACUGGAAAGCUUGUCUGACAAUGACGAUCAAUAUAGUCCCGAAGAUCAUCAUAAACCUGAAUAUUUCUACAACCAACCGAAGAGAGGAGCCAAUCCCUCAUCUACUUCCAAAGUACCUGUUGAUAUCCAUACUCUUCCUCUUCCAGCUGUAACUAAAUCACCAUCGAUAUUCGGCAAUUGGCCAUUUUUUGCUCCUUCUAACACAUCUCCGACUAGAUCUCCUAAAUUUAAGAGACCAAACAAUAACUUAGUUCCAUCAUUCCCAGAGAGCUUGUCCGACAAUGAUCAUCAAUAUGGUCCCGAAGAUCACGAAAGUACUGAGCCAUUUAAGAGCAUACCGAAGAGAGGAGCUAAUACCCCUUCUAUUCCAAAGGUACCUAAAGCAGCCGAUAGUCGUCCAACAAUAUCUAAAUCACCAACGAUAUUCGGAAAUUGGCCGUUCUUCGCACCUACACAAACAUCCCCCGUUAGGGCACCUAAACUUAGAAAUCCAAAAACAAAAUCUGUGCAAUCAGAUGGAGACCUUGAUAAAAGUAAUGAGGGACCGAAUUCGGAAAGUGGUAGCCCAGAUAUAUAUGAUGAAACUGAAAACAUAUCCAAUCUUCCAAAAUCAGAUAUAACUUCAGCAAUUCCAAGAUCUCCAGCGACACCAGGAUAUCGACCAAUAACAAACCUCUUACAACCAUCAAAUAAGGUUCCUAACCUUAUGAGACCAAACGGUAAUUUUGUUCCAUCAUUCCCGGAAAACUUCCCUGACAAUGAUAAUCACAAUGAAGAUCAAUAUGUUCCCGAAGAUCACGAUGGUACUGAACCAUUUAACAACCUACCGAAAAGAGAACCAAAUAUUCCUUCUAUUUCCAAGGUACCUACAGCAACCGAUAGUCGUCCAACUGUGUCUAAAUCACCAAAGAUAUUUGGAAAUUGGCCAUUCUUCACUCCUUCUCAGACAUCCCCAAUUAGAGCACCCAAGCUUAGAAAACCAAACAGUAAGUUAGUUCCAUCAUUCCUUGAUAGCUUGUUCGACAAUGAUGAACAAGAUGUUCCCGAAGGUCACGACAGUACUGAGCCAUUUAACAAGCUACCGAAGAGAGGAUCAAAUACCCCUUCAGUUCCAAAGGUUCCUGAAGUAGCCGAUAGUCGUCCAACUAUGACUAAAUCACCAACGAUAUUCGGAAAUUGGCCAUUCUUCGCUCCUUCUCAGACAUCUCCCAUUAGGGCACCUAAACUUAGAAAUCCAAAAACCAAAUCUGUGCCAUUACAUGGAGACAUUGAUAAAAGUAAUGAGGAACCGAAUUCGGAAAGUGAUAGUCCAGAUAUAAAUGAUGAAACUGAAAACAUAUCCAAUCUUCCAAAAUCAGAUAUAACUUCAGCAAUUCCAAGAUCACCAGUGACACAAGGAUAUCGACCAACAACAAACUCCAUACAACCAUCAAAUAAGGCUCCUAAAAUUACGAGACCAAACGGUAAUUUUGUUCCAUCAUUCCCGGAAAGCUUCCCUGACAAUGAUUAUCACAAUGAGAAUCAAUAUGGUCCCGAAGAUCACGAUGGUACUAAACCAUUUUACAACCUACCGAAGAGAGGAACAGAUACCCCUUAUAUUCCAAAGCUAUCUAAAGGAGCCGAUGGUCGUCCAAAUGUUCCUAAAUCAUCAACGAUGUUUGGAAAUUGGCCAUUCUUCACUCCUUCUCAGACUUCCCCAAUUAGAGCACCCAAACUUAGAAAACCAAACAGUAACCUACCGGAGAGAGGAGCAAAUAUGCCUUCUAUUCCAAAGGUACCUAAAGCAGCCGAUAGUCGUCCAACAAUAUCUAAAUCACCAUCGUUUUUUGGAAAUUGGCCGUUCUUCGCACCUUCUCAGACAACUCCGAUUAGAGCACCUAAACUUAGAAAUCCAAAAACCAAAUCUGUGCCAUUACAUGGAGACAUUGAUAAAAGUAAUGAGGAUCCGAAUUCGGAAAGUGAUAGUCCAGAUAUAAAUGAUGAAACUGAAAACAUAUCCACUCUUCCAAAAUCAGAUAUAACUUCAGCAAUUCCAAGAUCACCAGUGACACAAGGAUAUCGACCAACAACAAACUCCAUACAACCAUCAAAUAAGGUUCCUAAAAUUACGAGACCAAACAGUAUUCAAAAGGUGCCUUCAACAGCCGAUAGCCGUCCAACUAUAACAAAAUCACCAACGAUAUUCGGAAAUUGGCCGUUCUUCGCACCGUCUCAGACAUCUCCAAUUAGAGCACCUAAACAUAAGAGACCAAACAGUGAGUUUAUUCCAUCAUCACCGGAAAGCUUGUCUGACAAUAACAAUCCCGAAGAUGAUAAUCAAAAUGAGGAUCAAUAUGAUCCCGAAGAUCACGAUAGUCCUGAACCAUUUAACAACCUACCGAAGAGAGGAACAAAUGUCCCUUUUAUGCCAAAGGUACCUGCAGCAGCCAAUAGUCCUACUAUUAAUAAAUCACCAACGAUAUUCGGAAAUUGGCCGUCCUUCGCACCUUCUCAGACAUCUCCGGCUAGAGCUCCUAAACUUAAGAGGCCAAAUAGUGAGUUAGUCCCAUCAUCCCCGGGAAGCUUGCCUAACAAUGACGAUCAACCUGGCCCCGAAGUUCAUGAUAGUCCUGAAAGAUUUUACAACCCACCGAAAAGAGGAGCAAAUCUUUCUACUCCAAAGCUACCUGCUACUGCCUACAAUCUUCCAACUAUAACUAAAUCACCUUCGAUAUUUGGAAAUUGGCCGUCCUUCGCACCUUCUCAGACAUCUCCAACUAGAGCUCCUAAACUUAAGAGGCCAAAUAGUGAGUUAGUUCCAUCAUAUCCAGAAAGCUUGUCAGACAAUGACGAUCAAUAUGGCCCUGAAGUUCGUGAUAAUCUUGAACCAUUUUACAACCUGCCGAAGACAGGAACAAAGCUUCCUUCCACUUCAAAGAUACCGAUUGAUGCUAAUAAUCUUCCAGUUAUAAAUAAAUCACCAUCGAUAUUCGGAAAUUGGCCAUUUUUUGCUCCUUCUCAGACAUAUCCUAUUAGAACACCUAAACUUAGGAGUCCAAAAAGCAAAAGUGUGCCCAACGAAGAAACUGAAAACUUUUUCAAUCAACCAAAAUCUGAUAUAAGCUCAGGAGUUCCAAGAUCGCCAGCAACACAGGGAUAUAGACCCGUAACAAUUACCAGGCAACCAUCAAAUAUAGGAAUUCCUAACCUUAAGAGACCAAAUGGUAAAUCAUCCCCGGAUAGCUCCUCUGAUAGAGAUAAUCUCAAUGAGGAUCAAUAUGGUCCCGAAUUUGACGAUACAAUGGGAACUUUUUCUAACCAACCGAAGAGAGGACCGAAUCUCCCUUUUACAACAAAGCUACCAAUGGAUGUUCAAAAUCUUCCAGCUGUGAAAUCACCAUCAAUGUUCGAAAAUUGGCCACUUUUUGCUCCUUCGCAAACAUCUCCGACUAGACCAAAAAAUAAGGCGGUCGAACCAUCAACUGGAAUAUAUCAUGAUACUAAUGAAUUUAAUCCAGAAGUUGACUAUACUGGUAUAGAUCAUGAUUAUGAAUUCGAUAGGAAAAGGCCUGUUUUUAAUUUUCCAAAAUCAGCAGAUAUCUCUUUCGUUCAAAAGGUCCCAACAUCAGCAGAAAAAUCAACAUUCAAAAAGCGCCCACGUGACCCCCUACAACCAUUAAUGAUAAAAGUACCUAAACCAGAAAUACCAAUUACUACAUCAUUUCCGAACAUUGUCUAUGAUGACAAUCUCAAUUAUAAGGUAGGAAGAAAUGUCCCGUAUUUAUCAAUAAAAAGUCCAAAAUAUAGAAGACCAAAAUUCAUGGCUGUUACACCAUCAACAGGAGUAUACUAUGCAGAUAUCCCUAGCACAGAAAUGUAUAAUACAGGGAGGAUAAAAUCGGGAAUAUUUCCUUAUGGAAAUGAUGUUUCAAAUUCCGAACUCUAUAAUAAAAAUAUCGCAUCCCAUGUUUCUCCAGUAAUAGGCCAUGUGCAACCAGUUCCUAAAUUGUCCACAUCUUUAUAUUUUCCGCACACACUCAAUAUUCCUAUGGUAGUUGGAAAUCUCAUACCCACUCCAAAAGUAUCAUUGAUUGGAGGAAGUCGUCGGAAAGUUCCAAUGAUCAUAGAAAGUCAUCCACAUUUAGUAGUUAGAUCUCCCGCAUAUACUGCAAUGAAGUUUCCAUCAGUUAGAAGAUCCAAGAAUAGGAUGGUUCCAUCAAUUAGUGAAAUUUCUCAUGAAUCAGAUGCUGUUGACUCGGAAGACUAUAAUAGGUUCCUAAGAAAUACCUCUCCAGUUAAGAAGGUUGAAAGAAAAUCACGAAAAUCACAAGUAUUUCCUUCUCCACCGUCACUAAGGAAAAAGUCUAGGAGUGGAUUAUCCAAGAAUAGUGAAAUUUCUCAUGAAUCAGAUGCUGUUGACUCGGAACACUAUAAUAGGUUCCUAAGAAAUACCUCUCCAGUUAAGAAGGUUGAAAGAAAAUCACGAAAAUCACAAGUAUUUCCUUCUCCACCGUCACUAAGGAAAAAGUCUAGGAGUGGAUUAUCCAAGAAUAGAUUUUCCUCUUCAUCUAAAAAACAAGCUGGUGUCCUUAAUCUGGAAACAUUUAACACGGGAUUAACUGAUACCAUGCACUUGCAAAUUGAUGAACAUGAGACAUUGGACAUGGUUGCAUUGAAAAAGAGGGCUGGUAAGACAAUAUGGGGAAUACCUAUAACGAAUGCUGUGGGGAGAAUAAAUUAUUUAACAGUGGGAAACCGGGCAGGAGAUAUGAACUUCAUUACUUCAAGGGAUAUAUUAGGGAGAGUUGAGUAUUUAUACCAAGUAAGAGAUGACACAGGUCUUUCUCACAAUUUACACCUGAAAACUACUGGAGGCCAUUUAUCACUGGUUGAAUCUGAUUAUCAGGAUGGCCAACACUCAACUGGAUUCAUUGGCUAUGAUAAUACAGGAGAGUACAUUGUUCCGAUUCAUUUUGAGGAAAACCAACGUCUGGUGAUAGAUCCGUACGCUCACAGCCUUCGCUAUGCAGUGGACGUUCAUCCUGCUUAUGAAAUAGUCUCUGAAGUUUUUUAUUAUAAAAAAUGA
Molecule: messenger RNA, 12169 nt
Organism: Nezara viridula (southern green stink bug)
Lineage: Eukaryota; Metazoa; Arthropoda; Insecta; Hemiptera; Pentatomidae
Source: the annotation of a GenBank genome assembly